Anopheles moucheti is the source of this 7103-nucleotide messenger RNA. RefSeq names its product IQ motif and SEC7 domain-containing protein 1 (gene siz). The record is from RefSeq and is a predicted model, not a curated record. Gene Ontology annotation, biological process: actin cytoskeleton organization; regulation of ARF protein signal transduction. The transcript is spliced from 6 exons. NCBI's taxonomy places the organism in Eukaryota, Metazoa, Arthropoda, Insecta, Diptera, Culicidae. Gene Ontology annotation, molecular function: guanyl-nucleotide exchange factor activity; protein binding. Bases 1 to 4503 code for a protein of 1500 amino acids.
AUGCUCGACUCAGAGCUGUAUCCACGCGGCGGGGACACUCAUCACGGGCAGCACGGACAUCAUCAUCACCAUCACCAUCAUCACCACCAUUAUAAGUCACCGCAUCACCGACACUACCACUCGCCCUCACCCCACCACCACCAUCAAGGGGUGGAGCGGGAACGAAAGUCAAGAUCUUCGCCCCGGCAUCACCAUCUGCAGCACAGUGAUGGCGAGAAGCUGAAGUACCAGAACGCGUUCGGUGGCUCGGUGGGCAAUAUCGGUGGCUCGUCUUCGUCGGAGAAAUAUCACAAGUACUUCCCGCACCAUCUGCUGUCGGGUGGUAGCGGUACCGGUGGCAGUGGUGGCUACUUCGAUCUGAGUGACAAACUGGACAGUCUGAAUUUAGGCGGCAGCCGAGGUUCGGAAAAGAGCAGUCUGAUUAGCGGGAGUGGAAGCAGUGCCCUUAGUGGUGGUGGAGAUAGUAACAAUAAUCAUCAGCAUCAUACGUCCGGUUCGGCCAGUAUCCUCAGCGAUACAACCGCGGCCGGAAGUGGUAGUAAUGCGAGUGGAGGAAGCAGUAAGAAGCGCACGAUAGUACUUGUGGGCGACGGAAGGAGCCGCGUGAGGCGAGUUGUGAGGACACAGACGAGACAGAUUACUGUGGUGAGCUACUCCGGACGGAAAAAGGAAACGGAAACGCACACCAGCCAUCACGCGACUAUUGUCAGUUUCCCACAAAAAAUCGAUCGCCCAGCGCAGAUCUACUCCACACAUCACCAUCAUCCGAGCAGCGGUGGCAGUGUUGCCAGCAACAAUGGGUUGCUCGCGAGCGGUGCCAGCAGCAGUCUCGGCAGCACCAGCCUGUGUGGAGUCGGACCCGGUGGAGGAUCGUACGUCUACGUGCACCAGCAGCAGCAGCAGCCCCAGCAGAACCACCAACAAUCAACGCAGCACUAUGUGUCACCGCAGCAGCUUACCUACCAUCUGCAUUCGGCGACCGGUGGCAACACCACCGGCAACGGAUACCAUCAUCACGGAUCGCACCAGAACAUCGCUACGCCCACCCUGCACAAGAAGGGCUCCAUCCGCAGCAAUGGCGAUGUGCUCAAGCGCACACGUGUGCAAAAUGCGUAUGAACUGUCGCAGGAUCUGCUGGACAAGCAGAUCGAACUGUUGGAGCGCAAAUACGGUGGAGUGAAGGCACGAAACGCAGCCCUUACGAUUCAGCGCGCCUUCCGCCACUACACGAUGGUGAAGAAGUUCGCCUCGAUCACGGCUAUGGCAAAGGCGGAGAAACGCAUGAGCCGUAGGGUUCAGCAACAGCAGCAACAGCAGCAAAGCGAGCUGGACAUGAUGCAUCACCAUCCACAUCACCUUCAGCCGGCCCUGGAGGAUGGACAGAUUUACGCCACCGAGGAUGGUACCAUGGUCGGUCAGCAGCGUGUCUGUGCAACAAUCUCCGCAACGCCACCAGGAACGCUACACCAUCGUGUAACACCGGUCCGCUCGAUGUCGCUGCGGGAACGUCGACUUGAUUCGAGCCCUAUCCCACGCAGUCAGUCCGGUACCGCAUCACCCGCUCCCGUCCCGAUCACCUCUUGGAGCCAAAGCCCAACCCAACUCGUAACGGGUGCGUCUACCCCACAGCAGCAGCAACAGCAGCAGCAGCAGUACUCCCAUCCACAUGUAAAUAUUCUGCACCAGCAGCAAGCGCAGCUAGCUGGGUACGGUUACACGCCGGCCGUGUCUGCCCCAUCGCAUGCGGUGAUGCAUCAUCACCAGCACCAACAGCAGCAACAGCAGCAGUACCAAAGCCAGUAUGGAUCACAGGAUUUGAAUGUGAGUGGUGCUAGCAGUAGCUCCCAGCUCGAUUCAACCGUAUCGUCGAUGAAUCUGUCCUGGAACUCACAGACGGCCAGCACACACCAAAGCCCUUACACGCCACACUACACGGCUGCACAGAUCUACAUGCGCCCGCGUGGUAUCGGCAUCGGUAGUUCGGGUGGUAGCAGUGGAAGUACGUCGAGUGCCAGUGGACGUAAGGUUCCGCCGGAAGUGCCCAAGCGUACCAGCAGUAUUACGGGCCCGGGAGGUCAACACACACCGAGUCGUUCGCUGCGUCCGAAUGGUUUGUGCAAGACGGCCGAGAACGGAAGUCUCAGCUCCGUGCAGUCAUCUGGUAGUGAUUCAUCUGCCUCAGCUGAGCGAGGCCUUGGAGGAGUCGGUAUUGAGCUGAUGGGAUCAUCCGACCGCUCCAGCUCACCGCAAUGGAAACGGAAGGGUCCAGGAAGCAGCCAGAGUGGUAGCAUUACACUUCUUCCCGCACAAUCGCCCGACCAUAUGCUAAUGAGUGCAAGUGCUGGUGAUAACGGUGGAGCUGCUGUACGCUCGAUUCACUCCACGGUGGCGACUGCUACUGCAGCAACAGCAACAGCUGUUAGUGGUGCUGGAAGUGCCAACGUAACGAUUGCCAGCAUCGAAAGUGAGUGCUUGAGCUCGCACACGAGUGCCGCUCAAUACUCGAUGGAGCAGCACGAUCAGAUCGUACACACGCCGACAUCGUACAAGGUGUCGGAAACGAUUCGCAAGCGCCAGUACCGCGUUGGGUUAAAUCUGUUCAACAAGAAACCCGAGCGAGGCAUCACGUACCUCAUCCGCAAGGGAUUCCUCGAGAAUACGCCCCAGGGUGUGGCACGGUUCUUGAUCUCUCGCAAGGGCCUAUCGCGGCAGAUGAUCGGAGAAUACUUGGGCAAUCUGCAAAACCCGUUCAACAUGGCCGUACUGGACUGCUUUGCCGGUGAGCUGGAUCUGUCCGGCAUGCAGGUGGACGUGGCGCUGCGCAAGUUCCAGGGCUACUUCCGUAUGCCGGGCGAGGCACAAAAGAUCGAACGGUUGAUGGAGGUGUUCUCGGCGCGGUACUGUCAGUGCAACAGUGACAUUGUCGCGCGGCUCCGUUCGCACGAUACCGUGUUUGUGCUCGCGUUCGCUAUCAUCAUGCUCAAUACGGAUCUGCACACGCCGAACCUGAAACCGGAGCGUCGCAUGCGAUGUGACGAUUUCGUAAAGAACCUACGCGGUAUUGACGAUUGUCACGAUAUCGAUCGAGAUAUGCUGAACGGUAUCUAUGAGCGAGUGAAGGCGAACGAGUUCAAACCCGGUUCGGAUCAUGUUACGCAGGUGAUGAAGGUGCAGGCGACGAUCGUGGGCAAGAAGCCGAAUCUGGCGUUACCGCACCGUCGACUGGUUUGCUAUUGCCGUCUGUACGAGAUCCCAGACAUAAACAAGAAGGAGCGGCCGGGUGUGCACCAGCGCGAGGUGUUUCUGUUUAACGAUCUGCUCGUCAUUACGAAAAUCUUCAGCAAGAAGAAAUCUUCCGUCACGUACACGUUCCGGAACAGUUACACACUGUGCGGAAUGGUUGUAACGCUGCUGGAUGUUCCAAACUAUCAAUUCUGCAUUCGGCUCUCGCAGAAGGUGGACGGUAAGGUACUAGUAACGUUUAACGCACGCAACGAGCACGAUCGGUGCAAGUUUGCCGAGGACCUGCGGGAAUCGAUUAGCGAGAUGGACGAGAUGGAAACGCUUCGUAUCGAGGCGGAACUGGAGCGCCAGAAGUCGGCUCGCGGUACCCGCACGACCAACAGCGAAAAUCGCGACAGUGGCGUCGCGGAUGUUGAGGUGUGCGCCGGCCCCUAUCCGGCCGGUGUCGGUAGUCUAGUGCCGGGUGGCGUCGGUGGAGUGUCACCGAACGAGUGUGGUCUCGCGCAUAGUGACGCCCAGCUGAAACGUAGCGCCCUCAGCAACUCGUUACUCGAUAUGCACGAACAAUUUGGCAAUGAAAAGCCGCAACGGCGCGGCAGCGUCGGCUCAUUAGAUAGUGGUAUGUCGAUAUCAUUUCAAUCCACCUCUGCAAGCACUGGCUCACGUAGCGAUAUCAAAGUACGAAUGCUGCCUCACAGCAACACCUCCGGUCAGAUAAUCAUGCAUGCCGGACAGCAUCCCGCUGCCCUUAUGGGUGCCAUCUAUCAUCAGCAAAUCCAUCACCAUCAACAGCACCAGCAGCAGCAGCAGCAACAGGCUAUGGGUACGGCACAUCAUCAUCCACAUGCGGUCGGCAGCAACAGCACCGCUGGAGGAGGAGUGAUCGUUUCGGUGGGUCCACCGGGAUCCUCCCAACAGCAGCAUCAUCACCACCAUCCCCCUGGUGGGCUACCUAUAACGGCUGCAACACCACAGCCAGUGCAGGCGAUGAACAACGGUAUGGUGAUGGCCGGUACGAGCACUACCACUAUCAACCCGAACAGCACCAGCAGCAACAACAGCAGUGGAGCUAUCCACCGACGCGAGCGGAAACCCUCCCGUACCGAAGAUGCCGCUACGGUAGCAGCACUGGCCCUGGCAGCCAGUGCGGGAGCCUCUAGCGCCAUGAACGCCUCCAGCAGCAGCAGCAGCAGCAACGCCGGAGGACCACCCAACAACACUGCAUCGGGCGGGAACUACGGUCGCUCAACGGAGGUGUAAAAGAUUACAAGCAGCAACCGGCAGCAAACGAUCAUCUCACAAUACAAUCACACACGGCAAGGAUCAUCAGCACCACCACCAUCACGAACACCGCUAUGAUCGACAUUAGUUAACACCUACUAGUAGAAGUAUGCUGUUGAUCAUACAGCAAUCUUUUUCUUUUUGUUUUAUAUAUUACUUUCCGCGCAUAUUUGUACAUAUUAGAUACUUAGAAGAAGUAAAAAGAAGGCAAGGUUUUUUUUUCGUUUCGUUUUGUUUCACUCGUAUGAGUGUGUAUGAGCUACGUACAUACAUACACACACGCGUCCCAAUUUGUUAAAUAUUAGGAGUUAUGCUUAGAUUGUUAGGUGAUUAUUUUAAUAUGCAAUCACACACUGAUCAUGUUGUCACACAGCUAAACGCGGAACUCCGGUAGGGAAAAGAGGGUUUAGUUUGUUUGUUUUGCAAUUCAAGUAUUUAAAUCGCGUUCUGUGUUGUGUAUGAAAAAAGUGCUCCUGAUGGUGCGGUGCGCUGACCUUGCCGGUGUAUGUUUGUGCAUGUUUAUACAUUAUGCCUCCUAUUCUACGCAGCUUCCCACUCUGGUAUCUCAUCUUCACCCCACCCAAUUCUAGUUCCUUUUUAGAUUGUAUAGCCGCGUCGAUCGAGCCAGAAGAAAAGGGAAUCACUUUUGUAAGGAAGGAGAUUUUCUUGUUGUCUUCCACGAGAAACACAAACGGAAGAAAGAUAAGGAAGAGAAGAGAGUUAAUCCCUUUUCCACCCCCCACACAAAUUUCCAUCUCCCCCUCAUUGUUUCGCUCUGUAUGUGUGUUUGUUCGUUCGUUUCAAUGUGUGUAUGUUUAUUAACACAAAAGUACUAAAAAAUGGUUAGCUAUUUCUUCUAAACAAGCGAAAAUACCCAAAGGAGUGAAAGGUGAAACCACAUUUUACUUCCCAUUUAAUGAUUCUCAUCUCUCUUCAUUGAAGAAAACAGAAACCGAAUAAUAGCUAUUAUUACUAUCACUCUCCUACUAUUACUACAUACGACCUGCUUUCUUUACAUAGUGUAACUCAUUCACGCAUUCACCAUUCGAACUUAUAGCUUAUCAGUUUAAGCAAAAAAGCAAUAAAAGCAGAAGAGGGUGGGGAGAGAGAAGAGAGCUCUCUCACUAUCGAUCUUUGUUCUUGGUGCCAUUUUGUUGGUUUUAGUAAGGUGAUCUAUGUUUCAGGGAAGAAUGGUUGGUAGUGCAACAGUAGUAGGUGCUUUCUCUACUCCGAUUCAUUCGAUCAUCUGUUCAGAAGCUUUCAUUUGCUCAUCAACAUACCUCGUAGAAACACAGAUAAACUUGCGCAUCUUAGCAACCCACUUGCUACUAACCCUAGCAACGUCGGCAUCUCAUGUUUCUAAAAGAGGAAAACCAAUGCAAAAACAAAAUUUCUGAUAUUUAAUUUAAACGAGGAGCAAAAACGUUAUAACAAUAAGAGGAAGUAAAAAUGCGUGUGUUUGUGUGUGUGUGUGUGUACACGGGGAGAAAUCCGGGGAAAGAGGACUGCGUCGGAAAGCAUUAAUGGUAGAUAGUGGACGAAAAAGCAGAAUAAGAAAGGAAGAAGGGUUACAGCUCCCUCGUCAUCCCGCUACUCUUACCAUGUGUAAUUUGUGUACUAUAUACCCGCUAUGCAUAUACUUAUAUACUACUAUGAUAUAUUUAAGAGUGGGAGAAUAAGAGAAUGAUCAUCUACCCCCCUCCCUCUCCCCUUACUUCCCAUUGUUUGGUUGGGUUCGGUAGGGAUGGGGGUGUGGCAAUGGGCUGGUGGCAUCAAGUGAUGCAUUGUCUAGUUUUCUAUCCGUUCUUUUUCCACACAGUGUCGAGACACCUUUUGGGGGAGGGAGAGGAAAGGCAGCAGCAGCAAAGGGUGUGUGUAAGUUUGGACUGUACGACCAAUUGACGCAAGGAAAUUGAUUGACCAAAAAAUACUAAAAAGGAGCUAAUUGUAAAACCAGAUAAGGUAGUAAAGAAAAAAAAACACACGCAGAUAAGAAAAGAAACGUGAAAGAUAAAAAAACAUUACAAAAAGAAGUAAGAAAAUUAGUGUUACAAACAUAGAAAGAGGAAGGAGAAGAAGGGAAGGGAUGGGGUAAGUGAAAACAAAACGAAUGGAAAGAAUGAAGCAAAAAAUAUACAAGUAAUCUAGUCCUGUUUCAAAUAUAUAUUAAAACGGUAAACGAAAGUAAUUAAUAAAAUUCAAUGCUAAGAAGAAAAAAACAUAAACUGUACGACACAACCAAACAAACAAUACACGAUUAAUAAGAUAAUAAAACAAACAGCACACACGAUUCAAAAGAGGCGUACGAGUGUAUGUGUAUGUUUGUGUGUGUGCUUGUGUACACCGAAAACAACAAAGACACCGGCCAGGGUUCGGUUGUCGUUUUUGUUCCCUUACUCAAUUCCUCCCCUAAACUCCCCUGCCCAGUAAAUCUUUACCGAGUCCCAUUCCCAACUUGCAUAACACAAAACCAAGCAGCGCGAAAAAUAAUAAAAGAAACAAGAACGAAUGAAUUCGAUACAACAUACAAAGUCCACAAUGAAAUAAAAUACAACACAAUAAUUGUAAAACGAAUCAUC